Messenger RNA from Humulus lupulus (European hop), 1515 nucleotides. RefSeq lists its product as uncharacterized. The coding region runs from base 1 to 1515 and encodes 504 amino acids. The transcript has a single exon. The record is from RefSeq and is a predicted model, not a curated record. NCBI's taxonomy places the organism in Eukaryota, Viridiplantae, Streptophyta, Magnoliopsida, Rosales, Cannabaceae. Gene Ontology annotation, molecular function: catalytic activity.
AUGGGUUCUCUAUACUCUAAUCUUUUUUCGAAUUGGUGUUUUACAAAUAAUAAUCCUUGGCUUGAUAAAGCGAGGAUAGUUGUUGCAUGGCUGCCAAGUUUGUUUACUGUUAAUAUUAGCUUAUGUACAGCUCAAGUAAUCCACUGUGUUGUGCACCCAAGACAGAAACAAGACAGAUUUGAGGUUACAUUUGUGUAUGGAUUUAAUGAAGAUAAGAAGAGAGCCCAGCUUUGGAUGGACUUGGAAGAGAUUUCAAUGCAAAUUCAGGGGCCUUGGAUAGUUAUGGGGGAUUUUAAUGAUAUUCUAUUUAGCAAUGAAAGAGUGGGAAAAGGAUCUACUAAAAGUCCUACUCAAGAUUUUCGAGAUUGUGUGGAAAAGUGUAACUUGGAAGACCUGAAAUACUCUGGGAUUUUUUAUACCUGGAAUAAUAAGCAAAAGCCAGAGGAUCGAGUUUUCUCUAAGCUAGAUAGAGCCUUAGUUAAUCCUCAAUGGACAGAUUGCUUUCAGUAUUCGGAGGCUAACUUUUUACCUGAGGGAUGCUUUGAUCACAACCCCAUAUUGGUCUCUCUUUAUCAGGAUGUGAUUAGUGGCAGGAAACCAUUUCGAUAUUUUCGAAUGUGGAAGGAUGCAGAUGAUUUUGAUGAGCGAAUUGCUAAGAGUUGGCAGGAAGGAGUUGAAGGCACGGAGAUGUAUAAGCUGACAGUAAAACUUAAACGCUUAAAAAAAAUUCUUAAGUGCAUUAAUAAGGAAGGUUUUCAUGAGAUUCACAAAGCAGAAAUGAUAGCAAAGGAGGAAUUGGUGGUUUUGCAGGAAGCAGUGAAUAAAGAUCCCCAAAACUCUCGUUUACAGAAUGAGGAACAAGUGGCUCGGGACAAAUAUGCUAAAGUAUACAAGGCUUAUUCUCUCUUCUUAGCUCAGAAAGCAAAAGUUUCUUGGGCUAAAAAUGGAGAUGAAAACACAGCAAUAUUCCAUGCUUCACUGAGGGCAAGGAGAAUUCAUAACAUAAUUUUUUCAAUAGAGGAUGCGCAGGGGGUCUGGUGUGAUACUCCUCUUACUGUUCAGGAAGCUUUUUUACAGUACUAUCAUCACCUCCUUGGAUCUGAGAUGCAGAACAGACAUCGGGUGAAGAAUUGUAUAAUCAACCUUGGGCCAAAAGUUUCUGAGGUGCAUUCCAGCAGACUUGAAACCGAGUACACAACUCAGGAGAUCAAAGAAGCUAUUUUCUCUAUCCCUGGUUUGAAGGCUCCAGGUCCAGAUGGUUUUGGAAGUUGUUUCUAUCAAGAUAAUUGGGAAUUGGUUGGUUCAGAUGUGGUAUCUGCUGUUCUGUCCUUUUUGAGAUCAGGAAAAAUUCUUAAGGCAAUUAAUACAACUACCAUUACUCUUAUUCCUAAGAGCAGUUGUCCGCGAAGUGUGAGUGAUUUUCGGUCUAUCUCGUGUUGCAAUGUGAUAUAUAAGGCUGCAUCGAAAGUGAUUUGCGUGAGAUUGAGACAAAUUUUGCCUGAUUUAAUUGCUUAG